GAGAAAUUUCUUCAAAUCCCCACUUAAUUUGACAGUUUGAUAAUUCAAUUUAGCGCAGCACUCAUUUCGCAUAAUCAAUGCGCCCAAUUAUCUUUAAUUAUAAAUCCUCUUUUGCAGGAGGCUGCUAACACAUCUACACACAAACAUACCGAUACAUAAACUCAAUUGAAAAAUGCAAAUGUCAAUAACAGCUUCAGCACGUAAACGAAAAUUGACAUGCGAAUGACCUGCUGAUACAAUUUAUGCGACCGAGCGAGCGAGCGGCGUGAGUGCCGGACAUAUACACAUACAUACAUACUCGUAUGCAUACACAUCCAUGUUGAUAAUUAGCGCAAUCAGUUAAAUGUCAUUCCACUAUUAUACGUGCAGGCGAAUUGAUGCUGUCAAUUGAAUGCAACCAUGCACGCACGCGACUAAAAAAUAAGGCAACACCGCAGUGGGUGAGGGCGAGCACGUGGGCGUUGACGUUAGAAGGCAAGAGGCAGGAGGCAGGAGGCAGGUCAUGCGGUGCAUUUGCAUUUAAUUCGUGCGCACAAAACAAACACGCAGAAGUGUUGUUGUAAUUUAAUUUUGACAUUUUUGAAAUUCUGCACCAACGCCGAAAAUCACUUAACGCCGCCAAGUUGGAAGGAAAAAAACUAUUCAGGGCUGUUAAUAAUAUUUUAGCCGGCUCGAGUUUUGCCCGGGAACUCAGGCAACUAAUGACGAGAAACACUACUGUCGGCGUGGAUGACACGUCUAUUGGUGGCGCCAGUGCGGAAUCACAGCAGCAAGAGCAGCUUGAAAGCACAGCUUAUCACGAGCAACAGACCAGCUACAGCAUGCACGCCACAGCGUCAACCGUAGCCGCAACGACAACACAGCAGCAAACCAAUCAAAACCAAAACCAACAAACAAACAGCGCCGACACCGAAUGCGCAUCAACGCGACGUCGCAGUCGGCAUGUGCCUGCACUAACGCUGGAGGAUACUUAUAGCCAACCAGCGCCAGCAGAAACGGAAGAGUAUGAUGAUGCGGAUGAAGAGGAUGAUUUUGAAGAUGGCGUUGAUGGCGAAAAUGAUUAUUAUGAUGAAUCGCCAGUGCAGCGCAGCGCAAGAUUCUUGCAGCCCAGCAAGCAGCAACAGAGAAAACACGAAUUGCAAGAACAGGCUGCCUCCAGUGCGGCGAAAGGGAGCGCUAAGCGUGUAAAACGUCGCAUUAAGACGACACGUCAAUUCUCGCAACGCACCGCUUCCACCGAGUCGACAGAUAGUGGCGUACGUCCGUGCAUAUCGAAGGGACAAAUGCGUGAAUUCCGCGAAGCAUUUCGUUUAUUCGACAAAGAUGGCGACGGCUGCAUAACGAAGGAGGAAUUGGGCACCGUUAUGCGUUCAUUGGGUCAAUUCGCACGUGUUGAGGAGUUGCAAGAAAUGUUGCAGGAAAUCGAUGUGGAUGGUGAUGGUAAUGUUAGCUUUGAGGAGUUCGUUGACAUACUAUCCAACAUGACGUAUGAAGACAAAUCAGGUCUCUCAUCGGCUGAUCAGGAAGAACGUGAGCUACGUGACGCUUUCCGUGUGUUUGAUAAACACAAUCGUGGCUACAUAACAGCUUCAGACUUGAGAGCGGUGCUGCAGUGUUUAGGCGAGGAUCUGGAUGAAGAAGACAUUGAGGAUAUGAUUAAGGAAGUCGAUGUUGAUGGUGAUGGUCGCAUCGACUUUUACGAGUUCGUACAUGCCUUGGGCGAACCCGAAGAUUCACAAGAGAUAGAUGAGGACAUUGAGGAGGAAAAUACUACUUCACCUUUGCCAACACCAAAAUCGGUCGUCUCGAUGACUUAUGAUUGAACGAACCCAGCAGCAAUUUGGCAGCUAAAAACGAAGAAGAUUAACGAAAAUACAAAGGUAAUAAAAAUGUAUGAUAAUAAAAUUGCAAAUAAGCAAAUUUUACAGAAAAAUUAUUUUGCUUCUCAAAAACUUGUAGUUUUGUCGAGUUGACAACACAUUAAACAAAAAUUAUCCUAAUUCAAAUUAAAUAAUCAAAAUAGCUGCAUACUCGUACAUACUUAAAUGAAACAUUUUAACUUAGAAAUGCAAUAUUGUAAGUAAGAAUACAUAUUUAAAAUUAAGUUGACAAAAAUCAAAAUUUGCAUACUUCGUAAUGUAGAAAAUUAUUUAAUAAAUUUUUAAUUAAACAAAUACUAAUUAGCUAAACAAAAUCUCUAUAGGCUAAAAU
Ceratitis capitata (Mediterranean fruit fly) is the source of this 2211-nucleotide messenger RNA. RefSeq lists its product as uncharacterized. The record is from RefSeq and is a predicted model, not a curated record. Gene Ontology annotation, molecular function: calcium ion binding; enzyme regulator activity. Lineage: Eukaryota; Metazoa; Arthropoda; Insecta; Diptera; Tephritidae. The transcript has 5 exons. Bases 702 to 1823 code for a protein of 373 amino acids.